This is a messenger RNA of Coffea arabica (coffee), 1565 nucleotides long. Its product is annotated as protein ROOT HAIR DEFECTIVE 3-like. Gene Ontology annotation, biological process: endoplasmic reticulum membrane fusion. NCBI's taxonomy places the organism in Eukaryota, Viridiplantae, Streptophyta, Magnoliopsida, Gentianales, Rubiaceae. The record is from RefSeq and is a predicted model, not a curated record. Gene Ontology annotation, molecular function: GTPase activity; GTP binding. Gene Ontology annotation, cellular component: endoplasmic reticulum.
CAAAUUCCAUCCUCUCAGCUUGGCUAGAUGGCACAAGAAGUGGAGGGCAACCAUCCAACUCUGCUCAUAGAUGGAGAUGGAAAUUUCAACUCAAAAUUUGAAGAUGAUCUGAAAUUGGCUGCCGUGAGCCGUCCCGUUGCUGUUGUCUCCGUCUUUGGCGUGCAAAGCACCGGAAAGAGCACACUUAUGAAUUCUCUGCUCUCUACUGGCUUCGAAGUGAUGGAUGCCAGCCAGGGGAUGCAUCAAACGACAAAAGGUAUUUGGGUGGCAAAAUACCCUUUACCAAAUCCAAAUGGUGGCCAUGAAAUCCUCGCUGUUGAUACGGAAGGAAGUGAUGGAAUAGAGCGAGAGGAUGAUACGAAGUUUGAGAAACAAACUGCACUAUUUUGCUUGGCUGUUUCAAACACCGUCAUAGUCAACAUGAAGUGUGAUACUGUUAACCAUAAUAAUGGAGGGAAUCGGCCACUCUUACGAACUGUAGUUGAGGUAAUGAUUACAAAAUUUUGUACUCCACGGAAAGUGAAUCUAGUAUUUGUUCUUCGUGACAAAAACGAGUGCCCUCGGGAUAAGUUGGAAGAACAGCUGAAAGAAGGAAUGUACAAGAUAUGGAAAGAAAUGAAGAAGCCCGAAGCACAGUUGAAUGCUUCGCUAAAAGAUUUCUUCAAUUCCUGGCUUCAAAUUGAGAAGAAUGCAAUCUCAGUGCAAGGCUUUGGCGCUAGAGUCAGUGCAAUAAUUGGCAUUUAUCUGUCUCAGUAUGAUGAGGAAGCUCAACACUAUGAUGAGACCAAAAGGGACGCAAGCAGGAAACAGCUAAUUGAAGACAUCAUGAAGGUUGUUAAGCCAACCUACCUUUCUGUGGUGGAACAUAUGAGGCAUGAAAUUCUAGAAAAAUUCGAGCAAGCAGCCGUGGAUGAGUUAAAGAAAAACGGAGUACUCGUGGCUAUGAACACCGACAAAUACAUCAAUCGAUUCAAGAACCAGCUCAAAGAUGCUGCUGUCAAACAAGCAAACUGGAAUCAAGAUGCAGGACAAUUGAACCAACUGCAGUUAGUAUUAGACCACGCCAUAAAAGUGAUUCGUGACACGAAUGAACUGCUGGAACAGAAAAAGAAAGAUAAACGAGCGUUCUGGUUUAAAGUUGGAUCAAUUGGGACAGGUGUGCUGACUGCUGCCUCAGCUGCGGGUAGUCUAAUUUUGGCAGUAGCACUCCUUUAAUCUUGAAAGAACUGCUGGACACGAAAUUAUUAGAGGCCAUUCUUACCGGUGGUCUAUAUCAAGAAUACAAGACUUGAAGAUUGUUGUUUGCUAUUAUUGUCCCUUAUUUGCGUGCCGGUUUUCACUGUUUGUUUUGUUUUCUUUGAAGGAUUUUUUUUGUGCUCUUCCAGGGGCUUUGCUUUGAGUUUGGGUAACUCAAUUUUUAUCUUUCUUUUCUUGAUAAGAUUGUUUCUUCUAAAGGCCUCAUUUGCGACAUUGAUGUUGUUGGUUAUAAUAAUGUUUGUGGACAAAAUAUAAAUUUGCAGAUUGAUUGUCAUUGGGCUAAGGAAACAUGCUUAGUUUGUUUUUCU